AUGCCACACUCGUCACGUAGACCACGCAAACCGUAUCAUCCAAAGCGCAUCAUCUCCGAAUCAGAAGAUGGAUGGUCUAGAGUCGAGCGUACAGCACCUACGAGACACGGCAGCACGCCGCUGAUUCAAGAAACUCUACCACCAGUCGACAGGUCGCUUACGGUGCAAAAACUAUCGGAGGAACAUAAGAGAUGCAAACAACAAUGGGUGGAGAGCGAUACACGUCAAUGGCUCCAACAGCUAUUGGCGAUGCAGAUGCCAGAAGGUGGAUGGCCUUUGAACAAGGCCCUCUGCGUCGCAUUGGGCAGCCCGAGUCUGUCAUGGGCGAACAGACUGAGGAGUGUCUGGCAGCUUGUCAUGUUCAUGGAUAUGGUGGAAACUGUGCAGACAAAGCUCAACCACGCCAAUGAGCUCAAGCUAUACGCACAAGAGCCGCGCUUUACACAGCUCGACAAAGACUUCCUCGAGUCCUUGACUGUCGCUGUACUAGAGCAGCCUGGGGCAGAACAGCUGGUAGAUGAGUCCAGUCUCAUCUUCAUACCUUGCCUAGAGUGGGUCCUCGAGCUCCCCUUCAUGUUGGUCGCCGCAAAGUCACCUCUCUACGUUAGCUCGUCGAUGCAUUGGGUCGCUGAAGAGGCUGAACGCGCUCGUCACCGACUCAACAACAACCCUGAAGGUUCCAAUCGCUUGCAGAAAGACUGCGACGAUGCCCUGGCCGCAUCAAAAGCCGUUCUCGACACCCAUCACGAAAACAAGAUGCCCGAAGCCGAUUUUGCCGACGGUCACAGUCUCGCCAUGACCAUCUACACUUUGAAGCACGAAGAUGAUGAUUGA
This is a messenger RNA of Aureobasidium pullulans EXF-150, 834 nucleotides long. RefSeq lists its product as uncharacterized. The transcript has a single exon. Bases 1 to 834 code for a protein of 277 amino acids. The record is from RefSeq and is a predicted model, not a curated record. Lineage: Eukaryota; Fungi; Ascomycota; Dothideomycetes; Dothideales; Saccotheciaceae.